UGCUCUGCUCCCUGCUCUGCUCCCUGCUCUGCUCCCUGCUCUGCUCCCUGCUCUGCUCCCUGCUCUGCUCUCUACUCUGCUCUCUACUCUGCUCUCUACUCUGCUCUCUACUACUCUGGUCUGCUGCUGUGCUGGUUUGCUGCUGUGCUGCUCUGCUGCUGAAAGCUUGCUUUAAUCUUCAGCUUCUACACUUUUCUCUGUUUUCUUCUCUUUUACUCUCUUCACACUUACUAAUCCACUUUUAGUCUGCUUCCUCUUUGCUCUACACACCUAUUAAUCCACUUUCAGUCUACUUUUAUAGACUUUUUCCUCAGGUUUGCUGGAUUAGCUGUUUGCUGCUGCAGUUUGUUUGUGUAAGUUUCUAAUUUCAACUGAAACAAGGUGAGUGCUUUUUUCUCCAUGGCUUCUGCUCAGGUUUACACCUGUUUAGAGUGUGGCAUGUAUAGCUUAGAUCCCUUAUCCACCGAUACUGGUAACAAUAGUGGUAUUUGUACUAAGUGUGAGAUAGUUAGCUCCUUGGUGGAUAAGGUGAAUAAGUUAGAGCUGCACGUCCGGGGUUUAAUAAGGGAUAGACAGCAGGAUUCACUGUUAGCAGCCCCGGGUGUCUCAGGGAGAGUUAGUACCCCCUCGACUCCGGCCUUAGAGCCCUCACAGCGGGGCGAAUGGGUAACGUCUCGGCGGCAUAGUCGAAAGGCUAAGGCUAAUGCUACCGCAAAGGCCACAGCCAGCCCACCUGAACACCACGCUCCCCCAGUUCACGUGUCAAACAGGUUUGCCCCGCUCAGUGAAGCACCAACUGAGGAGCCUGUUAAAGGUACUCUGGUGAUAGGAGACUCUAUCGUCCGACACGUGAAAUUAGCUACUCCUUUAGGGGCACCAGCGGCAACAGUUACUUGUUUACCGGGAGCCAGAGCACCGGACAUUAGUGGCAACCUUAGGUUAGGGAAUAGGAGAUAUUCGAGGGUAGUAAUUCAUGUAGGGGCCAAUGAUAUUCGUCUGCGGCAGUCUGAAGUAACUAAGGCUAAUAUUAAAGAGGUGAUUAAACAGGCCCAGACGCUGUCCGAGGAGGUAAUCUGCUCUGGCCCCAUCCCAAUGAGGCGUGGUGAUGAAGCUUACAGCAGGCUUUCUUCGCUGAACCGCUGGAUGUCCAAGUGGUGUGCAGAAAAUCAUGUGGGCUUUAUAGAUAACUGGCUACACUUUGAGGGCAAGCCUGGUCUUUUAGGUAGGGAUGGUGUCCAAGGGUGCUGCCUUACUUUCAUGCAGCAUAGCUCAUAGUCUUUUAGUUAGUCGGCAGAGUAGUAUUAGAAGCUGCUGACAAUCCAGAGCCGGGACCAGGCCGCAGACAGAGAGGCUUAACCGACCGUCUGCGAGCUGCAAAGAGACGUUACCUAGAUACCAAUGUAUUCAGACUGU
Messenger RNA from Astyanax mexicanus (Mexican tetra), 1413 nucleotides. RefSeq lists its product as uncharacterized. The record is from RefSeq and is a predicted model, not a curated record. Bases 400 to 1275 code for a protein of 291 amino acids. Lineage: Eukaryota; Metazoa; Chordata; Actinopteri; Characiformes; Acestrorhamphidae. The transcript has a single exon.